Bursaphelenchus xylophilus (pine wood nematode) is the source of this 5160-nucleotide messenger RNA. The record is from the annotation of a GenBank genome assembly. NCBI's taxonomy places the organism in Eukaryota, Metazoa, Nematoda, Chromadorea, Rhabditida, Aphelenchoididae.
AUGAAGAAAAUCAGUGUUUUCGCGUAAGUCAAUUUAUAACGUAAACGUGGUUAAGAGUUCAUCUUGCUUGCUCUGUCUCAAGGAAUAUUUUUUGUGGUUGUUCUGAGCUGCGCCCGGACUAAAAUUUCUCUUUUAACGAGAACAUAGUGCAACUUGGAAAGAUUGUUUCUGUUUCGGGCACAGGGGCGGAAAAAGUUCCUUAUUUUGGCCACAACAAAGGUACUCCGCGAACUGCGCCCAAGCUUGGGCACCAAAGUUAGGAAAAAACGCUUCGACCUAGCUGGCACUGAAUUACUAUAAUAGCUUUAUAGUUUUAAGGGUACCUACGAAGGCUGUGACGACUCAUUUAGUUCCAUACGGAGGCAAUAAUUUUAGUUCCGGAUAUGUUUCAUCGUAUAAAGUGUAAAAUCACAGGCUGCAGCCGUUUUUGAAGGGUAAGGUGGUACGUAAAAGAGAAGGUACCUCACUAACUAAAUCCACUCUCCGGGCAUUGGCAACGAUAAACUGAGCGUGCACGCUAAAUUUGGGCUAAUUCCGACCAGUUUCCGCAAAGUUAUAAGUUGUGGCCAAAAUAAGGAACUUUUACCACAGGGGCCAAUGCGCUAUCUGAAUCAAGCUGAAACUUAGCUCCGGCGAGCUGCGAAAGCUUGUUUUCCGAGCUGCGCCUUACCACUUUCAGCUAACUUUCGGCAAACUUUCAGAUAGCACAUUGGCCCUAGCUUGGCCAAAAAAUAUUUUUGGCCCGGGCGCAGCUCGGAUUUUUUUUUGACUGACGCAAGUAUGCCAAAAAAAAUUGUCUAAAAGUUGGCUAAAAAGUUGUGCCCAGUAUAAGGAACUUUUACCUAUUUUCUUUGCCCGACUAAAAAGUUCAAUUUCUCAUCCUUCUUUACCUUAUUUAAUUUAGCUUCGUCCUGCUGUCGGCCGCGAACGCGGCCAAUAAUCUGCCGGUCCGCGAACGCUUCUACGACGGCAGUCCCAGCGAUCCGGACACCCCAAUCUCGUGCGAUUCGGACUCGGUGGUGUCGACCUCGAGCGAAAAAUGUCUCACCUACUAUUACGACUGCCACGGGCACAAAGGCAAGUACCUGGAGGUGGGCGAUUCGAGUGAGGGCCGUCUGAUUUUCUUCGAACAGAACGGCCACACACUCGAGGAGUAUUGGGACACGCUGGCUGCGCUGAUGUACUCGUGCCUCUUUUAUCCCGAUAGACUCUAUGCCAUCAAGCAAAAAGGAACGGGGUAAGUAAAAAAAAAUUUUUUUAGUGAAAGAUUUUUUUGGUAAAAGUUGCGCUGAUUGGCCAAAAAAAUCUAAAGUCUUGGAAAAAUGCAAGCGGCACGACCUGCGGAGGACAUUUUAUACAAUGAAAAGUUGGCCAGAAAUGAAUGUUCGCUGCUGGUUUUGGCAAGGCAAAUGGCUCAGAAAGCAUUUAAAACGGUCUACUGGUCGCUCCAGAAAGUGCUCGGCCAUUUUUCGCAGCGCACAGUGCAAGUUUCCGCGAUCCUUUUUGAAGCAUUUUGCACUGUGCAAUUUCUAAAAAUUUGCGCCGAGAAUUUUUGGAAGUUGAGAAAAGGUUUCCUACUAUUAUAUGUAUUUAAAAAACGGGCCGGACCGUUUUUUUUUAUUUUUGGCUCGCCUAGUAGAAGACUAGCCAGAGAUGAGGCGGCCAGGAGACUGCCCCUGGGCUAGAAAAGGUCUCUCCGUUCCUAUGUAUUCGCCAUUUCAGACAAUUAAUGUCUGUGAAUUGCAUGACCCUUCGCAAGAAGGUAACACAUCUUCAUAAUCAACUCUGUCAAUUCAAUCGUCGUCCUCUCGCCAAUAUCGAGCAGGCAAAUGUGAAGGCGGCCAAACUGGCGGAGACAGGCAAGUAAAUAUUUGGGUUGAGCCUGAACUCUCCCCCUUUUCUGAACUUUCCCCCAAUCUGAACUCUACCCCUUUUUCAACUCUACCCCAAAAAAGGCUGAACUCUACCCCUUUUUUGAUUUUCGCCAAAAAAUCUGAACUCUCCCUCUUUUUGAACACUCCCCCAUUUUGAAAAUUGAAAAAACGAGGCGUGACAUGUUAUACCAUGGAAAUUUUUUUCAAAUUGAAAAACGAGGUUUGACAUGUUAUACGAUGGAAAUUUUUUUCAAAUUGAAAAGAAUCAGAUGUGACGUCUUAUACGAUGAAAAUUUUUUUCAAAUUGAGAAAAAUAAGAUGUGACAUAUUAUACGAAGAAAUUUUUUUUCAAAUUGAAACGUUGACCAGAGAUGAUUCAAAUUGAAAAAAAAAAUUCAUCGUAUAAGAUGUCACUACUUAUUUUUUUCAAAUUGAAUAAAAAAAAAUUCAUCGUAUAAGAUGUCACAUCUUAUUCUUUUCAAUUUGAAAAAAAAUUCCAUCGUACAACAUGUUACACCUCGUUUUUUCAAAUUGAAAAAAAUUUUCAUCGUACAACAUGUCACACCUCGUUUUUUCAAAUUGAAAAAAAUUUUCAUCGUAUAAGAUGUCACUACUUAUUUUUUUCAAUUUGACAAAAAUUUUCAUCGUAUAAGAUGUCACAUCUUAUUCUUUUCAAUUUGAAAAAAAAUUCCAUCGUACAACAUGUCACACCUCGUUUUUUCAAAUUGAAAAAAAUUUUCAUCGUAUAAGAUGUCACUACUUAUUUUUUUCAAUUUGACAAAAAAUUUUCAUUGUAUAAGAUGUCACAUCUAAUUUUUCUAAAUUUGAAAAAAAUUUUCAUCGUAUAAGAUGUCACACCUCACUUUUUCAAUUUUCAAAAUGAGGGGGAGUGUUCAAAAAGGGGGAGGGUUUAAAAAGGGGUAGAGUUCAGAAAAGGGGUAGAGUUCUGCCGCAACGAAAGAGUUGCGAAGAUUGGCCACCCCGGAAAAUGAAAAGUUUAUGCAAGCCGUUUGUUUCUCAAUCACACGUUUUCAGGGUCCAUCAUAACCUUGAAGACAACAGGCGAAGCGGCGAACUACGGGUUGUUCCCCUUCGACAGGGACUUUUUUGACUCGGUUGGGGAAGGUGAGUAUAUCAAGACGACCAUCAGAGAGCGCGGAGGCUGUGCGUAUUCGACGGACGGAAUUGGAGUGGAUCAGAAGGAUCAAGACGUCAGGAAAGCUGCCAACAAAUUCUGCAGAUUCGGUGAUGAUGGGCAGUUGUAAGUUGUGGGAGAUUUCGACGGAAAAGAUGGGUUAUUAGGGAGACCUGACCGGUCAAUGUGAGCCAUCUGAACAGUAUUGUUGCCAAGCUGGGUAAAAGUUCCGUAUUUUGGCCACAACUUAUAACUUUGCGGAAACUGGUCGGAAUUAGCCCAAAUUUAGCGUGCUCGCUCAAUUCAUCGUUGUCAAUACCCGCACAGUGGAUUUAGUUAGUGAGGUACCUUCUUUUUUUCAGUACCACCUUACCCUUCAAAAACGGCUGCAGCCUGUGAUUUCACAUUUUAUACGAUGAAACAUGUCCGGAACUAAACUUAUUGCCUCCGUAUGGAACUAAAUGAGUCGUCACAGCCUUCGUAGGUACCCUUAAAACAAGACCUAUUAUAGUAAUUCAGUGCCAGCUAGUUCGAAGCGUUUUUUUCCUAACUUUAGUGCCCAAGCUUGGGCGCAGUUCGCGGAGUACCUUUGUUGUUGCCAAAAUAAGGAACUUUUUUCCCAAGCUGAACUUCGGACCAAAACCGAUCAAUUUUGCACUACACUUUUUUGGUUAACUUUACAAUGGAAAUGCUCGAAGUGCGACCCUCACAUUUUGAUGAAACUUGCCACGAACUUACAAGGGAAGUGGUUCAGAUCGCAAAUGAGUUGAGCUAUGGGACCGGUAUAUUCUGAUUCUCCAUAUUCGAAAACGGUAAGAGCUAAAACAAUUUUUCCGUCUGGGCCCUGGUUUUCGAGAAAAUCGACCGUAAAGUUUGACCGGAAACCCCGCUAAAUAGUCCUCGCUCCGAAAGACCUUUGGAUCAAGAGCCAAAUGGCGGAGGGCGAGUGAAAACGCUCUCAAAAUUCUUUUGUCCGGGAUGCCGGGGAAGGUUCGAGUCCCGCUAGGCUCAAACCCAUGUGCAAAGAGCUUUGAUAUUGAAAAUGAUAAAAAAUAAAAAUUUUUUAGUUUUUUGUGGCAAAGUGUACCCCAAUAAUUUUAGAUCAAAUAGUUUUUUUUAGGAAUAAACGCUUCAUUUUUGAGUUCAACGCAUAGAUAUGCCUAUUUGACAUGCAUUUCAAUAUUUUCUCCAAAGUACGCAAAAGGAAAAAUAUUUUUUUUGCUUUGCAACCAUUAUAAAUUAGGGUUUGCUCCUAGCGAGACUCGAACCCUCCCCGGCAUCCCGGACAAAAGAAUUUUGAGAGCGUUUUCACUCGCCCUCCGCCAUUUGGCUAUUGGCCCAAAUGUCUUUCGGAGCGAGGACUAUUUAGCGAGGUUUUUUCCGGCCAAACUUUACAGUCGAUUUUCUCGAAAACCAGGACCCAGACGGAAAAAUUGUUUUAGCUCUUACCGUUUUCGAAUAUGGAGAAUCAGAAUAUACCGGUCCCAUAGCUCAACUCAUUUGCGAUCUGAACGACUUCCCUUGUUAGAAUAUUUUUUUUUCUCAGGCAAAUGCCAGACUCCUAGUUCGCGCUUUACGGAAACGACCGAAAUUUUUUAGUCGAAAAAUUCUAAAAAUUUCAUUUCAAAAUUUUAAGGUUUAUGCGACAUUUUUUGGCUUGUAUUUUGCUAAAAUUACCGAAACUUUUAGAUUAAAGAAUUUUCAAAAUUUCAAAUUUUUUUUUGAAUUUUACCAUCAAAAACUUUAUGCCUAUUUCUCCCGUAGAAGGUAAUAUUUCCACAAAAAAUCUUUUUUUUCCGCACGAAACUGGCAAAGACAUAGCCAAAAAAUGUGGCCCUCUCGCAGCUCUCCGCGUUCCCCGUACUCUCUCGGCCGCAGGGAUCGUUCCAUAUCUCGGCUGUCCGUGCAAAGCGCGCGCUAAAAUUUCCAGCAAUUGAUGUGGCCUAUUCCCGAAAAGUGCGAAAAAUUGAGACAAAAUCUGACCGUCGCACUUGACGGUACUUCCCUUUGUUGGUUGUUGACCGGUCAAGGUCCCACAUUUCUUAAUUCUCAUAUUUUAUUACACGUAUUUUUAGAUCAUGUCGUGCGAAUCAAGGACUGAACGCCUUCGAAUACAAUCUCAAAAAUAUGAACCCUAUUCCUAGCAAGUGA